Molecule: messenger RNA, 390 nt
Organism: Osmia lignaria (orchard mason bee)
Lineage: Eukaryota; Metazoa; Arthropoda; Insecta; Hymenoptera; Megachilidae
Gene: Nop10
Product: Nop10 ribonucleoprotein
Biological process (GO): rRNA pseudouridine synthesis; ribosome biogenesis; snRNA pseudouridine synthesis
Cellular component (GO): box H/ACA snoRNP complex
Molecular function (GO): telomerase RNA binding; snoRNA binding
Source: RefSeq, a predicted model, not a curated record
ACUAUAGAUAGUAUACUACUAUCUGUAGAUACUGUAGCUAAUCACGUGGUGAAAAUAUCACAUAACCUAUGUUAUAUUUGUAAAAAACACUGACAAAAAUUAAAACGCAAACAUGUAUUUGAUGUAUUAUUUCAAUGAAAAUGGAGAUCGUGUGUAUACGUUAAAGAAAAUAGAUCCCAAUGGAAAACCCACACUAUCAGCACAUCCAGCUCGAUUUUCGCCGGAAGAUAAAUAUUCAAGAGAAAGAAUAACACUAAAAAGAAGAUAUGGCUUACUGCUUACUCAACAACCAUUGCCUACUUAUUGAUAUUCAUUUGUAUUUUUAAUUGGAUAUAAUUAUUUUGUACAAAAAUGUAAUUAAAUAGACUGUUAUAAAACUUAUAAAACGUA